Messenger RNA from Ilex paraguariensis (yerba mate), 828 nucleotides. Lineage: Eukaryota; Viridiplantae; Streptophyta; Magnoliopsida; Aquifoliales; Aquifoliaceae. The record is from the annotation of a GenBank genome assembly.
AUGGAGAAAGAUUUACCGCGGGACACACUUAUUGACUGGUCCCACAUGGUAAUUGGGACCAAGUCAUGGCCGCUGACUGUUGGAUUCCACCUUGAGUGGUUGAUCCCUCUUAUAGAGUAUAUAUCCGUGAAACUUUUGAAUGGGGGCAUGGAUUUACGAGACGCGGAGACCGGCGAGAGCUCUAUGCAUGAGCGUGAAAGAAAGGGACGGUCAGACAGGGCGGCUGAAAACCGGAGGGGUCAAUCAAGCACGCUUCACCUCUCGGAAGCAAAAGGGCGAGCUAAUAAGGCCCUUGACCCCUGUCCUAAACUAGAUGGCUCAGAAGACGGAAAAGAAGAGACUGAAUUCAAGGUCGUACCAGAAACCUUGACGCUUUGCGUGAACAACUGCGGCCUCACUGGUAAUCCGGCGACCAACAACAUGUGCCAAAAGUGCUUUAUCUCCACCACCGUCACCACCUCCUCCUCCGCUGCCGCUGUAGCUCCGGCGACGUUAAAGUUCUCCGAGAAAAAUCGUAGAUCUAGCCCGUCAGAUUCGUCGGCGAGGUCAUCGGAGCUGUCUGGUACAAAUACCGAUCAGACGACGCCGGAUCGGGAAGAAGAGGAGGCAAAUACGUUACUUUUGGCGAAGAAAGCAGUGAAUCGGUGCUCAGGCUGCCGGAGGAGGGUAGGUUUGACCGGGUUCAGGUGCCGAUGCGGUGAGCUGUUCUGCUCGGAGCAUCGGUACUCCGACCGACACGAUUGCAACUACGAUUACAAGACGGUAGGACGAGACCGGAUCGCCAGGGAGAAUCCGGUGGUCAAAGCUGCGAAGAUCGUCAAAGUUUGA